AUGCAGCUCACCGAAGACGACCUCUAUCGCAGCUCCACCCAGUUCCGCAAUUGGUCCUUUACCGCCUCGCAACUCGCUGCACAGCGCCUGAAGAUCAACGUGCAAGCCACCGAGCGCGUCAAAGCCAAUGUCGCGCGUCUACGAGCUCAGCGCGGCAACGAUGCCGUAGACAACAUUGGUGCGGAAGCGGGUGUGGAUAAAGAGAAUGGGAGCGGGACCAGCGGCGCAAAUACACCGGAUGCGCGUAUGCAGACAGUGACGGAGAUCAAUUGCCUCACCGCAGAGGAAGAGUUGAAGAUAGUAAACGAAUUCUGCGAGCGCGCAAUCGCCCUGGGGAACCACUACAGUUUCCCAUUAAAUGUCGUCGCAACAUGCAUCCAAUUCCUCCGCCGCUUCUACCUCUACAACUCGCCCAUGACCUACCACGUCAACAACAUCCUCCGCACAAUAAUGUUCCUCGCCACAAAAGUCGAGCUCUUCCCCAUCCACGUCUCGUCCUACGCCGAAGGCGCCGGCCGCGCCGUAACCUCCGAAGACGUGCUCGCCCCGGAAUACAUCAUCGUGCAGUCGCUGCGCUACAACCUCGACGUCCGCCACCCCUUCCGCGCCAUCAAAGCCGGUCACAUGGAGAUGCUCGACAUGGCGCGGGGGAAAUACCAAGGGCCUGCGGGGGAGCUGGGGGGCGCGAAGGAGGUGCAGAGCAGGAUUUGUGCGGUGCCGGUCAAGGUGGGGGCGCAGGCGAUAAAGAUGCCGGAGAAGAAGGUCGAGGAGAGGGUGAAUGCCGCGUAUGGUGCUGCGACGAAUACGCUGCGUACGGUUGCUGUGCUUACGGACGCGUAUUUCUUAUACACGCCCUCGCAGAUCUGGCUCGCGGCUCAUCUCCUCGCCGACGAACCACUCACCCUAUUCUACCUCUCCCUCAAAGUCCCCACGUCCAGUCCUAUCCACGCGAAACUCCUUACUACGCUCCGCAACUGCGCGUCGCUCAUCUCGAGCCACCGGCUUUAUGUUAAUGCGUCGUUGCCGGCGGCAGAGCGCGAGGCGAAGGAAGCGAAGCACAAAGCGGAGAUUAAGGCGCUGGUGCAGAAAUUGAAGAAUUGUAGGGAUCCGGAUAAGGUUGAUUUGGUCAAGCUCAAUCAGGCGCAGAAGAGGGAUGCGGUGCAGGGGGAUGCGUUGGAGGAGAGUAAGGCGAAGAGGAGGAAGUUGGCGAGGGAGGGGUAUGAGAAGGAGUCUGAUGCUUUUUGGGGGCCGGAAUUGGGGAAGAAGGCGGAGUAG
This is a messenger RNA of Alternaria conjuncta, 1275 nucleotides long. RefSeq lists its product as uncharacterized. Gene Ontology annotation, cellular component: nucleus; transcription factor TFIIK complex. The coding region runs from base 1 to 1275 and encodes 424 amino acids. The transcript is spliced from 2 exons. Lineage: Eukaryota; Fungi; Ascomycota; Dothideomycetes; Pleosporales; Pleosporaceae. The record is from RefSeq and is a predicted model, not a curated record. Gene Ontology annotation, molecular function: cyclin-dependent protein serine/threonine kinase regulator activity. Gene Ontology annotation, biological process: regulation of transcription by RNA polymerase II; regulation of cyclin-dependent protein serine/threonine kinase activity.